UUUUACAUUACAGCUUAUUCUUACUUGAAAUCUGAACAAAAUAAAACUUGCCACUCAUCCUGCACUGGACUCUGUUAAUUGUCUAAGUCAUGGUAAACCUUGCCCAGCGAAAAGAAGGGAUGAAACCUUUAUCACUAAGGAUACCGUCAGUCCGGUUAGAGAGAGAGGGUUCCUUACCCAGAAUAGAGCUGGGCUCAGUUACACCUACAACACCAGUUAGAUCACUUCAAUACGGACCCAGUUUUGGAAUCCCUAAGUACAACAAAGGGUCAAUUGAAGGAUAUAUUCCACCGAACACGAAGAAAUUGAGAAUGAGAAGCUUUCUAUGGGUUAAACCGGCCCUAGAGAGUCCUGCUUCAGCUCUUUUUUCUCAGUUGGUUCCUGUUUUGUUGGUGAAUAUUGCUGCUCUCUCUAGCGGUCUUGCUUUAGGCUUCUCAGCAAUUCUUUUGCCUCAGAUAAGACCUGAUUCUGAGAGGCUUGUGGAUUUAAGUCAUCAUAUUUACAACUUCACCACUCAACAUCGACCCUUCACUGCAAGCUUGGAACAAGGGUCAUGGAUAGCCAGUAUUUUCGGAAUUGGGGCGGUUUUUGGUGGUCUUUCCUCUGCAGUUCUAGGAAACAAGUACGGAAGACGUGCGAGUCUAUUGGUGUACUGCUUAGUUGACCUACUAGGUUGGUGUUUAGUAGCUGGUUCCCAGGAUCUAGGAAUGAUGCUAGUUGGUAGAUUUCUGGCUGGUUUUGCAGCAGCCGGAUACUCACCUUGUGUUCAAAUAUAUGUUGCAGAGAUAACUCAGGUUAAAAAAGACAAAAUCCGUUUUGCGUAAUAUUUAAUCAUUAAAGUAUUAAU
This is a messenger RNA of Eurytemora carolleeae, 847 nucleotides long. Its product is annotated as solute carrier family 2, facilitated glucose transporter member 6. Gene Ontology annotation, cellular component: membrane. The coding region runs from base 90 to 824 and encodes 244 amino acids. The record is from RefSeq and is a predicted model, not a curated record. Gene Ontology annotation, molecular function: transmembrane transporter activity. Gene Ontology annotation, biological process: transmembrane transport. NCBI's taxonomy places the organism in Eukaryota, Metazoa, Arthropoda, Copepoda, Calanoida, Temoridae. The transcript has 9 exons.